Hemiscyllium ocellatum (epaulette shark) is the source of this 1539-nucleotide messenger RNA. RefSeq names its product IMP U3 small nucleolar ribonucleoprotein 4 (gene imp4). Gene Ontology annotation, molecular function: snoRNA binding; rRNA primary transcript binding. The transcript has 9 exons. Gene Ontology annotation, biological process: rRNA processing. The record is from RefSeq and is a predicted model, not a curated record. NCBI's taxonomy places the organism in Eukaryota, Metazoa, Chordata, Chondrichthyes, Orectolobiformes, Hemiscylliidae. Gene Ontology annotation, cellular component: Mpp10 complex; nucleolus; small-subunit processome. Bases 85 to 987 code for a protein of 300 amino acids.
GCAGGAGCGUCGGAUUGGUCCCAGAAUCAACCAAUGGCGUGGCUUGGUACUGGGUCAGUGUGAAGUUGGUCUUCAGCAGGAAGCAUGCUGCGUCGUGAGGCGAGAAUGCGGAGGGAAUACCUCUACCGUAAGGCGCAGGAGGACAGGCUGCGGAGCAUCGACGAGAAGAAACAGCAGCUCAAACACGCGCUCGAAGAAAACCGCCUGAUCCCCACGGAGCUGCGACGCGAGGCGCUGGAGCUGCAGAAGGUGCUGGAGUACGACGACGAGGGGGGCGAAGGGGUGAGCACCCAGAUUGAUGACGAGUACAAGUGGGCUGGCGUGGAAGAUCCCAAGAUCAUGGUGACCACCUCGCGGGACCCCAGCUCCAAACUCAAGCAGUUCGCCAAGGAAGUCAAGCUGAUUUUCCCAAACGGCCAACGCAUGAACCGAGGGAAACAUGACAUCGGCGCGCUGGUGCGGGCGUGCAAGGCCGGAGGGGUGACCGACCUGGUCAUCGUUCACGAGCACAGAGGGGUACCAGACGGGCUGGUGGUCUGCCACCUACCCUUUGGUCCCACCGCGUACUUCACCCUCGCCAACGUGGUGAUGCGUCACGACAUCCCAAAGAUUGGCACCAUGUCCGAGGCCUACCCGCACCUCAUCUUCCACAACCUGACCUCAAAGCUAGGCCUGAGGGUCACCAGUAUCCUCAAGUAUUUAUUCCCCGUCCCGAAGGAAGACAGCAAAAGAGUAAUCACAUUCGCUAACCAGGAUGACUUCAUCUCUUUCAGGCAUCACGUCUACAAGAAGGGCGAUCGCAAGAAUAUCGAGCUGUCUGAGGUUGGGCCCAGGUUCGAAAUGAAAUUGUAUCAGAUUAAGCUGGGAACGCUGGAAAACGAGAGUGUCUCUGACACGGAAUGGCGUUGGCACCCGUACACCAACACCGCCAAGAAGAGAGGGUACCUGAGUGUGGAGUCGGACGCAUCUUCCCGCCCCCUGCCCUAGCCCGCUGCUGAGAGGGGUAGGGGGGGGAGCGACACAGUCGCUGUCGGAGCGCCUCACCGCGCGGUGAAGUGGCAGAAACGGGUUGGCGCUGGCCCCUCUCCCUGGACUGACCGACCCCGGCGUGGGUGACCACCCAGCGAUCCUGUCCCUGACGGCCAUUCGGACCCUGCUGCUGCUGGUCAGUGAGCGGGCUGUGGCUGGGCCCCGGGAUGUGGACACUCAGCUGCCUGUCUCUUGUUGUUUCAUGGCGCGGUGGGUCAUCAGGGGUUAGGCUGUUCGAGUGUACCUUCACCCUCCAUUCAUGCUGUCUCUCCCUCACUCCCCCUCGCUGUGUCCCCCUCCCUCCCUCUCUCCCUCGCUUUGUCCCUACCUCCCUUCCUCGCUGUGUCCCUCUCUCCCUCACUGUGUCCACCUCCCUCCCUCCCUCCCUUCCUCGCUGUGUCCCCCUCCCUCCCUCGCUGUGUCCCCCUCCCUCCCUCACUGUGUCCCUCCCUCCCUCGCUGUGUCCCUCCCUCCCUCGCUGUGUCCCUCCCUCCCUCGCUGUGUCCCUCC